Messenger RNA from Somion occarium, 999 nucleotides. NCBI's taxonomy places the organism in Eukaryota, Fungi, Basidiomycota, Agaricomycetes, Polyporales, Cerrenaceae. The record is from the annotation of a GenBank genome assembly.
AUGUCUUACCUCCCUGUUUUCUUUGCCUUACCUCGACAAUCUCGAUGCGUAUACAGGUCAUCAUAUCUCAACGCAGCAGUUGGCCCACUCCCUGCUCACUAUUCCUCAAGACGACCAAAAUGGCUUUAUUCAUUUCAAGGAUCCACAAGGUCCCAUACUUCUUCAUCUCUUAGGAGCCAAACGGUUAUUUCGACUUUACCUCCAGCAUCCCCAAAUACCAAGUUCCGACUCUUGUCAACCGACCUAGAUGCACCCAUCACAAGAACAGAGACCGCCCUCCUUCGCCGAAUCCUGCCCUCCUGGGAAGUCCCCGGAGUACUCAUCUCGUAUCCAGAACGCGCCACCAUCGUUCGCGCACUAAAGCGUUGUUCUCGAAUCAUCCCAGAGGGCUUAACUCGUCUUGGAGCCCUAUGCCGCUUCGCCUUGUCCGGCGCCAAAGACCAAGCCAUAGUUCCUCCACUGGACGCAGUUUGUGAAGUUCGUUGGUGGUCCCAACGACUUUCCCGACCUGUGUUCUCGCAGCUCACUCUACACUCGGCGCGCCCUUCAGCAUUGAAGGACGUAGAGGUCUAUGUCGACGCGUCGAGGAUAGGAAUCGGGGUGUCCAUUGACCGCCUCUGGUUAGCUUGGAAAUUGAGUCCUCCACUCUCUGGAAACGGUGACAUCGGCUGGGCAGAGCUUCUCUCCUGCGAGCUCGCACUUCGGGCUCUGAUAGCCCAAGGACAUGAAUCCUGCCAAGUUCCCAUUCACGUCGACUCGACCGAAGCAGCUCGCUAUUUGAAAAUUGGAUUCUCGCAUCAUGAAAGGCAUAAUCUAAUUGUUAGGAGGAUACAGGGACUACAGCAGAGUAGUGGGGUUCAUUUACAGGUUUUGAAGGUCCCGGGGCGCUUGAAUUUGGCUCAUGGGUUGAGCAUGGGGAUAUUACAUAGAGAAUCCAGACGCUUUUCGUUGCCGGUCGUUCUUCCUUUCGAACUCAGUAAUCUCUUGGAACCGCUAUGA